Molecule: messenger RNA, 3096 nt
Organism: Anthonomus grandis grandis
Lineage: Eukaryota; Metazoa; Arthropoda; Insecta; Coleoptera; Curculionidae
Product: nicotinate phosphoribosyltransferase-like
Exons: 8
Coding region: 216-1862 (548 amino acids)
Biological process (GO): NAD+ biosynthetic process
Molecular function (GO): nicotinate phosphoribosyltransferase activity
Source: RefSeq, a predicted model, not a curated record
GUUUAAAUUUUUUGUUAUCAGGCGUCCUUCCGCGACCUUUUAAUUGCACAGAUCGAUAAGUCCGCCUGUUUCUGUUAUAGCGGCAAGGCUCCGGUUUAUUAUUCGACUAGUCUACAGAUGGCCGCACGUAGUGAGUGAUUCAUAAACUAGUGGCGCUAAUGACAUCGAAAACGGUGCGAAUUUUCAAAUUAGUUUAAAGGGAAACAUCCUCCAAGAUGACCGAGUGCCCUUUGGACAACAACGCCAGGCAAUUCGGACAAAAUGGGAUUAUUCAACCGCUUUUAACAGAUUUGUAUCAAAUUACUAUGGCGUAUGCGUAUUGGAAAUCCGGCAAAACGAAGGACCAUGCGGUAUUUGACUUAUUUUUUAGAAAGAAUCCUUUUCAAGGAGAGUUCACAAUUUUCGCCGGAUUGGAGGAAUGUUUGAAAUUUUUAGGGAAGUUUUGCUACUCGAAAAGUGAUAUUGAAUACUUAAGAAAAACUUUACCAUCAUCAACAGAAGAAGAGUUUUUUCAAUUUUUGAGCACACUAACGGCAAAUGAAGUUAAAUUGUAUGCUAUGGCCGAAGGGUCGGUAGCAUUUCCAAGGGUGCCUUUGAUCCGCUUAGAAGGUCCUUUGACAGUAGUACAGUUACUAGAAACAACUUUGCUGACGCUAGUAAACUAUGCAAGUUUAAUGGCGACUAAUGCAGCAAGAUAUCGAUUAGCUGCAGGCAAUUUAACGUUAUUUGAGUUCGGAUUAAGAAGAGCACAAGGACCAGAUGGAGGAUUAUCAGCCUCAAAGUACUCUUAUAUUGGUGGUUUUGAUGGUACUAGUAACGUCCUAGCAGGAAAACUCUACAACAUCCCCGUCAAGGGAACCCAUGCACACGCUUACAUAACAUCCUUUAAUGGAUUUUCCGAGCUUCAAAAUACAUUUCUUAAUCCCAAAGAUGGUGGAAAACCCCGUGAUCUCCUUAAACUGGCAGUCGCUUGGAAGGAGGAGCUACUUCCGAUUUUCAAUGUGAUUUCUUCGGAAGCAAACGAGGGUGAACUCGCUGCUUUGAUUUCUUUUGCUAUUGCCUUUCCAGAUGGAUUUAUGGCUUUGGUGGAUACUUAUGAGGUCCAACGCAGUGGGCUUCUUAACUUCUGUGCAGUUGCCUUGGCAUUAAACGACUUAGGAUAUUGUGCAAUAGGCAUAAGGCUCGACAGUGGGGACUUGUCCUAUUUGUCAAACGUAGCACGUCAUUACUUUACAGAAAUCAGCAAAAAAUACAAGAUUUCUUGGUUUGAAAAUAUGAUGAUCAUGGCUUCUAAUGAUAUUAAUGAAGAGACUAUUAUAAGCCUCAAUGAGCAGGGACAUAAGAUUAAUUGUUUUGGUAUUGGGACACAUUUGGUUACCUGUCAAAGACAACCGGCUCUUGGAUGUGUUUAUAAGAUGGUUGAGCUAAAUCACUAUCCACGUAUUAAACUUAGCCAAGAAGUCGCAAAAAUCACUAUGCCUGGUAGCAAAGAUGUUUAUAGGUUAUAUAGUGAAAGUGGUUAUGCGCUUGUAGAUCUUUUGCAGAGGUCAGUAGAGCCUCCUCCAGAAACACACCAAAAAAUUCUAUGUCGGCAUCCUUUUGAAGAGUCUAAGAGGGCCUAUGUAAACCCUGCUAAAGUUGAAAAAUUAUUGGAGUUAUAUUGGAAAGAUGGGAGGAUUGUGAAAAGCCUUCCGAACCUACAAGACAUCAGAAGUAAAGUGAUGGCGUCACUAAAGACAUUAAGACCGGACAUAAAGAGGCAUUUGAACCCAACUCCUUAUAAGGUUGCAGUCAGUGAUGAUUUAUACCACUUUAUUCACGACCAGUGGCUUAAAAACGCCCCAAUAGGAGAGCUGUCAUAAAAAGCACGGAAAGGGAGAAAGUUUUAUAGUCGAGAGAAAGUUUAUCGGAAUAGCAAACGGGAAGCAGAAAGGCCAAGAAGCGAGCUUUUGUCAGAGGGAAUUACUAUAAAGGGAAAAGCAGAUAAGGGAUCGAUAUAUUUUACGGUCCUUUGUGUAUCUCGGAAGGUUUAGAUAGAUGCAAUAUUAGCUGCGGACCUAGAAAUUACCAUUUAAUUGUUACAAUUUAUAGAUUAUUUAGAGUUAACUUGUUAAUAUUUGUAAUUUAAUUAGGUAUAAUUUUUUUUUGGAUUUUUAAAACUUUUGCUGCAAGGGUUGUUUUAGUGAUAAAAAUUUAAGCACAAAAAAAUGUUUAGGGUUUUGUUGAUAAUGUAAGGGUAUAUUCUUUAUAUUUUUAUUGAUUUAGUAUGGCUACCAUUAUUUUAAAUUGAACAUAUAGGGCGCAUAGCAAAGCCAUUUCUCAAAGAAUUAAAAAAAAACUAGUUUAAGGAAAAAUGUUAAAACAGUUUUAUUUAGUAUCUCUGUAUUAGCAAUUUCAUUCGCCAAAAGGAUUUUUUUUUUUAAUUUUAUAUUCCACAGUUUUACAUCGAAAACAUUAGUUUUCUGACCAUUUCCCGCAUUUUACUCGCGGGAAUUUUAUAUUGAAUUAAAAACUUCUGGUGGCUCUGAAUCAGAGUAAACAAGUGACUCAUGAAUUUAAAAAAAUCUAUAAAAAGAACACUGACGACUACUACAUAUCUAUUUAAAAGAUUCAAAAUUAUAAGCAAUCAACAGUAGAGAAGUAGACACAUAGGAUUUUAGUUUUUUGUUUGUUGAUUUUUAUGAAAAUUUAUUUAUUUACUCCAAGCGGAGUCGGAUAUUUUUGUUGACGUCUUUAUGUCUUUUAAAUAGUUAAAAAUUAGAUUUUUAUUACCAUAUAUUUAUUUUUAAUUUUUUCUUAGAAUUUACAUGAGUUCAUCUUAAUAAACCUAUAGACUAUCGAAUAAUGCUACUUAAUGCAUCUUCUCAUUUUGGUGUUACACCAUACACACCUAGAUUAAAACGAUAGUUUUUCUUUACAUGGCUUUAUUUUAAAAAAUCUUAACUUAUGGUUAUGGUAUGGCACCAGAAUUUGAAUUUAUAUUGCUCACCUUAAUAAAAACUAUAUUGUAACUGAGUUUCCUCAGAGAAAGCAAUCCGUCCAGAUCUCUAGAAUUGAUGUUUAUUAGAAUUGAAGAAUAAAUAACACAGCGUUUAA